GAGUGGUAGCAAAACGUUGGAUCUUGCUAGGAAGGUCCCCAUAACUAAACGAAACUUUAUUCAUCCUUGGCUGAGACUGAGAGUUAGAUGGCAUCAUCGAUUCAGAAAAGAGGAUUUCAGGACAAUGGAUAGACGUAACCAGGAGAAUGCUAGAUGGUUGUGUAGGCUCAUUGAGCAAGAUCGGCAGGAAACUACUGCUUAUGUUGCUAAAUGGGCAACAGUUGUUGGCAACCGAGUUUUAGAAUUAGCAUUUUUAGGCCCUGAAGUGGAAGAAGCAAGAAAGGACAUAGAGGAUAUUCUCUUCCUUCGGCUCAACAAGCAUAGACAAUAUCACAUUGACAAGAUAUACAAUGAGCUAGUGCCCCAACUAGAAUACGUGGAUGGUGAACUCAUCCGCACCCAGUUUGUUGGUUUUAAUGAAAGAAGUAGAUUGAACUGUGUUGUUGAGUUUGCUAACAAUGGUCUUCCUCCACUCCCCGUACCAGAAGAAUGUUAUCAGCUUAGAAGACCCCUUACAUACCCAGAGAUCCUGGAGAAGGAACAAAAGCGGAUAACAGAAGAAUUGGCCGGAGGAGGAGAGGGGGGUAUUGAGGAGACUAAUGUUAGGGAGACUACUAGGGAGAUGCUCAGUUUGUUACCAGAGGCUAACAAGAUACAUACUCAGAGGAUGUACAACACACAGUUAGAUUUUGAAGGAGGAACUCUGGCGUGGCAAGCUGAACGGAUAGAACGGGAAGUGAAGGGUUACAUUGACCGGUACCAGGCUCAGGAGGACAGGAAUGCAGACGGAUCACGUGGUGAGUUAACGAAGCAAUACCACAAGCUGCCUCGUAAAGGGUACCGUGUAACACUUCCUCCCUUUGCACGACCAGAAGGGCUGACAGAUGAGGAUUAUGAUAACGGUUACGAGAGACUUUACCAACAGGUUGUUAAGGAGACUGGAAAAUGAGGGAUAUCUGUGCUUUUAGUGCUCAUUGUUAGGUUACUGGUUACUAGGUUACUAGCUGGUAACUAGCUGUUUACUAGCUGGUUACUAGCUUACUAGCUGGUUUAAUGCUCAUUGUUUGAAUGAUAUCUCUGUUUUUAAAGCAGUAAUUGUAAUUCUCAGUGUUAAGCUGUUUGAAUACUUGAAUAUAGGCCAUGGAAAGUGCGAAGAUUGGUAAGAUUAUAAUACGUAAUUUGAUAAAUGACGAUGUAUUUAGGCUAAGUUAUAAAGUUAUAAAGUUAUUAUGGUCAAUGAUUUGGUAUUGGUAUUAUUAUAGUUUACGUUGCCGACAAUUGGAAUCCAAUUUACAAUAGUAUUGAACAGUAACAUGGUUGGAAGGUGAGCUACAUAUUUGUUUAGACCCGUGAUAUUGGUUCACUACCUCACCACCAGAACUAUUACCUACAUUCCGAACAUAGUUUAUUUAGUUAUGUUAUCAUAGUACAUACAUGCUACAUGAAAAGGUCUCCUCCUAGUCGCUGGAGUGACCCCCGUUAUAAAAGGAGUGGUAGCUAAAGCUCGGUUAUGUUUGCACACUAUGGAGGACAGCAAGGUUAGCACUCGAUAGUGGGGGAUUAAGAAGUGCUGGACUUCCACAGUAAAACCCCGAUUUACUGCAAACCCCGGCCCGAUUUACCGCGACCAUUUCCAUUUCCCAAAUAGG
Molecule: messenger RNA, 1649 nt
Organism: Bolinopsis microptera
Lineage: Eukaryota; Metazoa; Ctenophora; Tentaculata; Lobata; Bolinopsidae
Exons: 8
Coding region: 125-949 (274 amino acids)
Source: RefSeq, a predicted model, not a curated record